AUGUCAAUGUCUGCAUCACGCAUUCGAGCAUGCAUCUUCCAAUAUCAGGCCCAGGCUGCAAACAACAAUCUUCCCCCUUUGGCUUGGAUCAGGCACUUCAAAGCUGGGCUGCAAUGGGAUAUCACUACUUUUGUCACACCCAUCCUCCAGUACUCAGCUGCCAGGAAGAUCAUUUCAGUCAUUCCCAGCCCUAUUGCUCAUAUUCUUCAUUUGAUUGCCGGUCACACCUGGAACAUGGAUGGCAUUGAGAAUGAUAGUCUGACACUUCCAGAGCAGGUGGAUCAUACCUCAGUUCCAUCACUGAUAGGACUGAGGUGGAUUAGAGAACGCCUCCUGACAUUACUUGAGGAGCAACAUGAGGGCAUCCAUGACAAGAUGGCAGAGAUACAAAUCUACACUGCCAUUCUAGACAGAUUGAAGAGAGGCAGAGGAGAGUAG
This is a messenger RNA of Suillus bovinus, 438 nucleotides long. RefSeq lists its product as uncharacterized. NCBI's taxonomy places the organism in Eukaryota, Fungi, Basidiomycota, Agaricomycetes, Boletales, Suillaceae. The record is from RefSeq and is a predicted model, not a curated record. Bases 1 to 438 code for a protein of 145 amino acids. The transcript has 3 exons.